AUGCAAGGUAGAUCCCCAGACCAGGAAUCAAUCGGGUCUGGGACAAAGAGGUCCAGUGUGUCAUCUGGUAGUAGGUCUAGAAAUCAGAAGGAGUUCUUUUAUAAAUUUGUCGAAAGUGACAAUCUGAAUGAAAAACUUGUAGACUGGUUUGAAUCUGUAACAGAAAAAUAUACAUUGAAACAGCAAGUGUUUGAUGUUCCAUUUGAGUUGAUUGAACUUCAAAAAUUUGAUUAUGCAUUAGAGGGGAUUCCAUUUCAGCAACUGACACGCAUGCCUAAUGCUGUUCACGCUUCUACGUCUGAAGCUGUAGAAGCAACAUCUUGUCUUGCUAUUGAAGAUUUUCUACAUGCUAGUAUGAAGGGCUUGUGGGAGGCAUUUUGGAGUCAAGACGAGCCUAUGCCUUUUUCUGCGGCUUGUCUGUAUAAUGCUAACAUGAAAUUUUAUCAGGCGGAAAACGCUAUUGCUAAUGGAAGACUUGGAGGACUUUGUGGCACUGGUAUAUUGCUUAAUAAUUCUAGACAUCCUCAUGGGAAAUGGGAUCAUCUCCUUGAAUUAACACUUCUAAGAACAGAUAUCAGAGGUCUAGCUGUUGGCAGCGACCGGCAGCCUUCUUUACCGGUCCUAGGAGAAGCUCUAUUUUAUGCUAUUCGAAUGUUGUUGGCGAGGAGUUUGAGUAGACUGAGUUUCUUUCCGGAUCCAAGCACGGUUUUUGUUCUUCUAGUUGAUUCUCAAUACGGGGGAGUUGUAAAGGUUGAAGGAGAUGUAAGUAAGCUCAAUUUUGAUGUGAAUAAUGUUUAUGAAUGUGCUGCCGAAUGGGUAAAAAAUCAUUCUAGAAUUUCUGUUUCUCCAAUUUAUAGAAUCUGGAACAAGCUAGGAAAUGCAAACUGGGGAGAUAUCGGUGCUCUACAGGUUUUAUUUGCAACCUUUCACUGUAUUACGCAAUAUGCCGGAAUGCCCAAGUACUCUAUUGAGGAUUUAGCUGCCGAUCAUAGUUCACGUCUCCAGACGAGAAGAAUUGAGAGGCAGUUAGGAGAUACCACCAGAGUGAAUGGAAAUGGCCUAUUUCGUUACCAGCAGCGUAGUGUUUCACCUGAAAUUGUCGAAGUUCAGGAUGAUUAUGUCAAUGUUGAUUCCAAAGAGUUGAUGAAAUUAGAAGAAGGAUCUUUGUUAUGGCUCGAGGAUUCAGCUGGGCAAAAGGGUUAUCAGAUACAAGAAGUAAUCAAUACUGGUGAAUUGACAUACUACAUUGCAUCGUAUGUCGAAGACCCGGGAAUAGAUCUGUUUCUGUAUGUGGGCUCUCAUCCCUCCCAGCUGGAACCAGCAUGGGAAGAUAUGAAUUUAUGGUAUCAGGUCCAGAGGCAAACCAAAGUAUUGACAAUAAUGAAGCAGAAAGGUCUCUCGAACAAAUAUCUGCCUGAAUUAAUUGCCUUUGGGAGGAUCGUACACCCCGGUCAUUGUCGAAGGCCAAGCUCUGGUGGAAAUUGUGACCACCCUUGGUGCGGGACUCCUGUUCUUGUGACUAGUCCAAUUGGUGAAACAGUCGCUGAAAUGGUAGAGUCAGGCCGAUUUGGUUCAGACGAGGCUAUCAAAUGUUGCCAUGAUUGCUUAUCAGCACUCUCAACUGCUACCUCGGCGGGACUACGGCACGGAGACAUCAGGCCAGAGAAUGUGAUCUGUGUUAGGUCUGGUGUGAGGCACCCUUAUUUUGUUCUAAUUGGGUGGGGCCAUGCAAUUCUUGAAGACAGAGAUCGUCCUGCCAUGAAUCUUCAUUUCUCAUCGACUUACGCACUUCAGGAAGGAAAACUAUGCUCCGCCUCUGAUGCAGAAAGCCUAGUUUAUAUGCUUUAUUAUGCAUGCGGUGGUGUAUUCCCUGAUCUAGAUUCAGUAGAGGGAGCGCUACAAUGGAGAGAGACAUCGUGGUCAAGGAGAUCAAUUCAACAGAAGCUUGGUGAUAUUUCCACAGUGCUGAAAGCUUUUGCGGAUUACGUCGACAGUCUAUGCGGAACGCCAUAUCCCAUGAACUAUGACAUAUGGCUGAGAAGGUUGACGCGAAAUAUUCCGGAAGAUGAUCAUGGAAAGGAAAUCGUUAGAGCAUGCUAG
Messenger RNA from Lathyrus sativus (Indian pea), 2100 nucleotides. NCBI's taxonomy places the organism in Eukaryota, Viridiplantae, Streptophyta, Magnoliopsida, Fabales, Fabaceae. The record is from the annotation of a GenBank genome assembly.